GGCGGUUGUCGUGCUCUAACAGUUAUUAGUUGUAGUUGUGGUUACACUUUUCAAUGAUAACUAGGUUAAAAUUAUUAUAACAGCAGAUUCACAUCGAUUCCUCCGGCUCAUGAUGUGAGUUUUUUUCUAUUUUGAACGUUAAUCGUAAAAUUGUUAUGGGCCCCCCGUUCGGGGCCGGCCGACGCGCAAUGACGUUCAUAAUCUAGUUUGCCAUUUAAUAUUUUCAAUUUUUUUAACUAAAACGUGUUGUCAUUUUUUUGGCAAAACCUGCAACCUUACGCCUCCUAAUUUAUUUUGAUUAAUGUAAGUCAGAUUUUUCGUUUCUUCGUUCGUUAAAAGUUUAGGUUAGGUUAAGUUAUUUUGAUUUUCAAAAUCUGUGUUGUUAAGUUUAUCACCUUUAAAAUUGUUUUGUAAACAAUUUCUAUAAAAGACUUUAGUUUAGUGGGGUACUUGAAGACGUUAUUUUUUCGAAGAAAUGAAGAAAUUGGAAAGGAAUUUAUUUUCAUUGAAAACUUUUGAUUAUGUCUUUAAUAAUGCAAAAAUCGGAGAUGAGCCAUUUUCCAUUCAGGUUGCAAAUGAUAUCGCCCAAAAAGGUGAUUGGCUGCACGAGGCGAAAUGGGGUGCUUCGGCAGCAAAGACAAGCUUUCCAAAGAAGACAUGGAUUUUUUAAAGAGCCAUACAAGAUAUGAUGAAAGCACGAUAAAAGAAUGGUACAAAGGAUUCAAGCAAGAUUGUCCAAAUGGUCGAUUGACACCAGCCAAAUUCGUAGAUAUGUACAAAAUGUUCUUCCCAUCUGGAAACGCUGAAGAAUUCUGUGAUCACGUUUUUAGAACCUUCGAUAUGGACAAAAAUGGUUAUAUCGAUUUUAAGGAAUUCCUGCUGGCGAUCGAUGUUACGUCGAGUGGGACGCCAGAGGAAAAGCUUAAGUGGGCCUUCCGUAUGUACGACGUCGAUGGUAAUGGUGUUAUUGAUAUUCAAGAGAUGACCAAAAUCGUUCAGGCAAUUUAUGAUAUGUUGGGGGCGUGUUCUUCAAAUAGACCGGCAGAUUCGGCAGAAGAAAGGGCAAAGAAUAUCUUCGCGAAAAUGGACGAGAACAACGACGGCCAAUUAACACAGGACGAAUUCUUAAAAGGAUGUCUGCAAGACGAAGAACUAUCCAAGAUGUUAGCGCCUUAAUCUUAUUAACAUUAAUAAAAUCUUAAUAAGAUUAAUAAAGAUUUCACCCGUUCGAAUUUAAUUCGGGUUCUCGUCCCGAAUUAAAUAACUUAAUCUUUUUUUGUAAUUCCAACAAAUAUCGCAAGCGCGGAAGGACGUUUUUCAAAAAACGUAUUGUAAUAUGACCAAUCCACGGGUACAUUUUACUUUUUAAAUUGAUAUCUAUGUAAACGGUGUAUUAUAGGUUUUAAGGCUGCCCGGAUGACUUUUUUGGUGUUACUAAUAAAUAAAUUCAUGUUUUCUUUUUAAGUGUUGAAACAAAAGAAAUUUGGAUUUAAAAAAAUAAAGAAAAACGUGAAUUCGUUUAUGUAAUUUCAAAUAAUCGCUAUAUUUAAAGAAAUAAAGAAAAAAGCAUCGAUGCGUCCUAGUCAAGGUUAGUUAAAAAUCUGUAUUAAUCAUUUCAUUUAAUUUAUAUAAUCAUUCUAUUUAAAAUCAUUUUUAACCUAAUUUUAAUUAAUUUAAGUGGAUCGCAACAAUUUUAAAAGACGACUUUUUUUAAUUAUUUUUCUUUGAGAAAUUGUGCAGCAUAUUAAACGACACGCAAAAAAGAAUUAAUUACAAUUAUAUUAAUUAAGAAAAAGGAGGAAAAAGAGAGAUGAAAAACAAAUCAAAAUAACGCCAAUUUAUUAAGCGUACUUAUUAGGAGCCAAAAUUCACUACUAUAACAAUUUUAAUACAUAAAUAAACAUGUAAUGGUGUAAAUGUUGAGAUAUCUCGAUGUUUUUCAAUGAAAAAAAAAUUCUUUAGGCAUAUCAUCGGUGUAUAACUGAGAAUCUCUUCGAGUAGUAGAAUUUAAAGAAAAACUCCACUUUUCACACAUAUCUCUAUGCAUUUUUCAGACUCUGUAGGGCUACAUGGCAAGGAGAAAACAAAGAGAACAAUAAAGAUCACAAGUUUACUACCCGGUUUUAAAUGCAAGAAGUUUUUAAACUAAAUAACAUUUUUUGUUUACGAUAAAACGGAUUGCAGCAAAGUUAGUUGCAGUCACUAAAUAUAAUUUCUCAAUGAAAUUCGUUUUAGAGAUAAUAUCGUUUUGUUAGUUCGCAAAUUUCAAAUUUAAAUUUUUUGGUCCGAUAGUUUUCGAGUAAAGUAAUUAUAAAGUGAGCACGUUUGCCGCUAAUUCAAAAAUUGGAUUUUGUUUCACUUAGGUUAUAUUUUAUAAUUAAAUUAACAGGCUAAAAUGAACAUUUUCAAUAAUAUUAAAUUUUUCAUCUUAAUCGUAUGGAGUCCAUCAAGGACUUUAUCAAUUUUCCAACGCGAUGCGUUUUGAUUCUGCAUAGCUAUAAAAGUGAUGUGUGAAAUACCAAUUAUCAAAAAAAAAAAGGAUGUCUGAAACAGAAAUCCUUACUAAAUGGUGAAUAUGUCUUAAGAUGUGUCUAAACAUAGAGUACAUGGCAGCAACACACAGCGUUUGUUGAACACAACUGUGCUGCGCGCAAGUUGGACAUACCAAAAAAUGUUUAGCUGGGAGAAAAAAAAACAUUAAAAUAAGGAAAUUCUGGAUGUAACCGCUGAAUUGAAUCAAUAAUUUACGAAAUUCAUUACUAAACACCGCAAUUUUUAAGAUUAUCCAUAGAGAAGUUUAAAAAACUGAAACCAAAAGAAAAGAGAAAACUUACAAAUCAAGAAAGCACAAGGAUGAUGAUGAAUUAUAAAGGUUCCAGUACACAACCAAUAAUUUACUACAGUGGUAUUUGACAUUAUACCAGCUAUGUGGAAUUACCUCUACCCGAUUAAUAUCAAACAUGAUUCCCUAUUGACGACUCGGUUCGAUUUGCCGAUCGUUUUUACGAAGCUUUAUUCUAAGAAUACUAUUCAGUUCAAGGCAGCAGGUGUCGCUAAUGGAUGUUUUACGACAAUCGAAAUGGGAUCCUAGGAGAACAUUAAAUAGUGAGAAAGAGGGUUUUUGUCAACCACAGAUUGAGUAGAGAGCGAAAAUGAUUGAAUGUGCUUUCAGGAUGAUCACCACUAAAUUCGAAGCGCUUUCAAACGCUUUAUCGAUUAGUAAUAUGAAAAUGAUACGGUUCGUUCUGGUUAUGUUCCGUACAACUAGAACCGAAAAGGGGAGAAAUUUUAUUUUUUUAUUUCCUAUACAAAGUCCGUGUGUGUCAGAAACCUGAAACGAUGGUAAAGUUUGCCAAAACUGGAGGAAUUACUUUUUUAAGUAAAAUUAUUAAAAUACUAUUCCACAAAAAAAAUAGAAAUAUAAUAUACUCAAUAUUUUGAGAAAUAAGACACCUCCUGCAUCCAAAUUUAGCCAUAGGUUUCGUAGGUGGAAUUGCAGCUCUAGAAUAUUAAAUUGAACUAGUGUUGUGUUCUCUAUGUAUCAAAUAAGAAAGAUUUGCAGAAAAGAUCGUUUCGAGAUUUCAUUCGUUUCUUUGACAACUUUUCUGUAACAACUACGGUAUAGGUGUAGUUCCAUAAACUUCUCUAUUUUGAUUGGUUUCUUCUAUGAACAAAAGCCGAAAGCACAUUUAGGUUGUUUUUCUCGUUAAAUGAAUUAUAGGAUAAAAAGCUACAAAAAUAAUGGACUAUGGUAACAACAACUGGUCAUAUGAACCACUAUUGCUCAGUAUGUAACGUACAUAGCGGAGGGCUAGAGAUUCUUGGAGAUAUCUGAUAGUAGCUAACUAUACUGGUUAAAAGUCUUAGAAUUGUUUACAAAUUUAUCUAUAAAUCACUCAUUUUACUAAUCACGGCAAAUAAUAAUAGAGUUGAGCUUCAGUAACAACAGGAAUAUUGGAAGUUGAGUUGGGUUGGGUUAUUAAACGAAAAGGUAAGGUGAUAAUAAGUUUUGCAGAAAAUAUAUACUGAAUGGAACUAUGGAUGGAGAUUCAGAGCACGAAUAUACUACCAUUGGAGUAAGAAGUCAUUCGACAAUAGAUAAUGUAUUGGUAAACGAACAGGCGGUGGAAUAGAUUUUGAUGAAGGUUAAAAGUAGAGGCGGGUCAUUAACCAGGUACAAAUGUAAAAAUAGACGAGAGGUAGUAGCAGUAAAGCUAGCUUAAUGGAAGAGGGAAAAAUAGAGAAUAAAAUAUGAAUUUGCAUGCAAAAGCUUUAAUCUUGAAGAAUAGGAAUACAGUUCUUGCUAGCACUAAACGAAAACAAAUUGAAGAUAGAGAAAGAAAAAUUUAAAAAACGGAAAGGUAGUUGAAGAGGAAGCAUGUAAGUGGCUAAUUCAUAUAUUCUUGACGGUAUUACAAAAAUCUCUAACGAUAUAUGGUGUUGGAGGGGUUUUCAAAACAAGUGGAGAGUGACAAAUACGUGGUGAUUCUAAGAACAUGGUAUACAGUAUAACCAAUGAUACUAGAAACGAGACAAAACCAGAUAGAAAAAAAGUUAACAGAUAAUCAAGUCGAUUUCAGAAGAGUACGAAAUACAAUUACUAACAUUAUAAUGUAUUUAAUAUUUAGUCGACCACCAAAUAGGGAAAAAUGGCACGUUGGUUACUUUUUUCGUGUCUCAGACUCCAACUUUAGAUCUGCUAUAUAUAUAUAUAUAUAUAUAUUGAAGGAUAUAAUGAGAAGUAAGAACAUUAAUAAACAGCCAACAGAAAGAAGAAGCAAAAUUUAUAGCAAAAUGGAAAAGAACGUGGUAAGAAUAAGAGCCUAAGGCUAAUUGGGUUGCACUUUGAAUUCAUAUUUAAUAUCGGGACGAUGCCAGACGGAUUGAAUGAUUAUGGGGAAGCAGAAAAUUUGGCAGAUAAUAAGCUUAUUCGCACAAGCAGUUUGACAUUUUCUGAAAUAAAUCUAUUGAAAUGUGCAUUAUUUCACACGAGCGGCUAUAAAACGAGUCUCCAUUCAAUUAGUAACUUUUCUACAUACUUUGUCAUCUAAGUUUCCUUGAUUUGGUAGAAAACAUAAAGAUAUCUUCUUCAUGACGUAAUCAAAUUGACAUUUGCGCAAACCUUAAACCAAUAUUGUAGCGAUAGAAGUUUGUUUGCGGUUAUAUCGCUUUAAUUGUUUGAUGCACAUUCAAAAGUGAUCAUUUUGGCGUUUGCGCCAUUUUGGCUUGGCAGCGUCGAUGUGUUGAUAGAAAUGCAAUAGAUUUUGAGGGUUAAGAGUAAAGUUAGGUCAAAAAGUAUUGCAGAUCGAAAUCCAGGAACAAAUGUAGAAACAUACUAAAUGGUAAAGUUAGAAGCUAGAUAACUUAAUGGAAGAUGAGAAGAUAUAAGAAAACCAGAUCUAUGCAAAUUCAUAAACAUAGAUAGAUAGAUAUGAGAUCAGCAGACGAAUACUUCAGGGAUGUAGAUGGUAUUUUUUAACAUUCUACGGAAGUUAGAGCGAGUUAUGAAAGAGAUGCUGAAAAGAUGGCAAACAUUUCUUUAUGAGAAGGUAAGAGUCCUUUGAUUCUCUUCUCGUAGCGCCCUUUACUUGACUGGUUAAAUCCAUUUCUCCGCUUCAUCUAUUUGUUCGUCUGAAGUUCCUGCACUAUUUUUUCCACGAACAGUUAAUGUUCGCGGAGCUAACUCAAUGUUUACGCCUCGACCAUAACCUUUUGGGUAAGUGAAUUCUGCACAAAAGUUUCUGCAUACCCUUUUCUGCAUUUAAGCGAUUUCCUAGAUAUUUCUCUUAAUAAGACUUAAUACUAUUGUUACAAAAGUGAUAUCAGUUUAUCAAUUUAGCAAGAAUCGUAUCACACAAUUUUCUCUUCUUUGUCCAGUAAUGGUAUAGCAUUGCCAUUGUCUGAAUUUUGUCGUUAUUUAGAUAUAUUAAGUAAUAGUUCUUGAUUUUGUAAUCCUCCUACAACACCUAGCACAAUUCCAUGGCCAGUAUUCAAAACUAUCUUCUUGUGCACUAUGUCCCAUUCAUUUUUACCCAUGCAUGUAUGUUUACUUUGUGGGACUACUGGUGCGUUUGUAUUCUGAUCAUCAAUUUGGAAUGUCUCAUCUAAAGAGCAAAUAUCCAGGUUAGCAUCUGCUUGAAAUGAUGGAUCCAAAAUCUAAAUUUUGCAUAAUAGGGUUGCUUUUGUUGAUGUUAUCUCUCAUAACACGCUGGGAUUAAAGAACAGCAUUCUAGCUUUUGCAGAUAUAACGCAUACACGACAAAACACGUUAUAUGGAAUAUGUUAAGUUCGUUUUUAAACAUUUACAUUACAUGAACCUUUAAAAAUCUGAUUUGAAAAGAAAAUUCUUGCAUUAAAAAUAUAACCGAUUACUGUAAGCUUGUGACAUCACACAAAAAUCGAAUAAAUAAUAAAAAUAUUAAAAAAACUGAUCCAACGUCAAGAGCGUAAAAUGAAAUUUUUUAUAAUGUAAACGCACAAUCAUUUUAGCACUAAAGGUGAGAGAUAAAUAAUUAAAAGAAAGAAUAAUGAAGAAAAAAUGUAUAACCGCAAUAUUUUUAUAUGAAAUGUUUUCAAACAGGAAGAAGUAAAAAUAAAACGUUUAAGAGUUAAGAUAACAGUAUUAAAUUAAAAAAAAAAACGAAAAUAAUGAAGAGAUUAUCAAUAAACGAUUAUCCCAAAAAAAAUAUAAAAAAAAAGACAAUCACAAUAAAUAUGAAUUUACUAAUUGACUCUGACGAGUCUUAUCUUAAAAGAAAAUGUUUUAAAAAUAGUUUUAUUUUACUGUUUUUUCCACGUUUUAACGGGGUUUUAAAAAUCUUCCAGAAAAAAGUUUAAUUUAAAAUCUUUGAAAUCAUAA
This is a messenger RNA of Onthophagus taurus, 6859 nucleotides long. Its product is annotated as neuronal calcium sensor 2. NCBI's taxonomy places the organism in Eukaryota, Metazoa, Arthropoda, Insecta, Coleoptera, Scarabaeidae. Gene Ontology annotation, molecular function: calcium ion binding. The record is from RefSeq and is a predicted model, not a curated record.